Molecule: messenger RNA, 5167 nt
Organism: Exophiala viscosa
Lineage: Eukaryota; Fungi; Ascomycota; Eurotiomycetes; Chaetothyriales; Herpotrichiellaceae
Product: DNA-directed RNA polymerase III subunit C1
Exons: 3
Coding region: 212-4963 (1583 amino acids)
Biological process (GO): DNA-templated transcription
Cellular component (GO): RNA polymerase III complex
Molecular function (GO): DNA binding
Source: RefSeq, a predicted model, not a curated record
GCGAUUUUUGGUCACCCACCAUUAUGAUAAGACUCACUUCACGUACCAAAUAUCAGGCUUCUGAAUCCUUCUCCAGCAUUGUAACAUUCUCUUCCGAACAAUAAUGCGGUAGUUCACCUUCUCAAGAACCAUCAAACUCGACUCGAGAGAAACUCAUGGGUGAUCAACGUCCCCAUCUGCUUCGAUUGUGUCGGUGACGAGUUGCGACAAAAUGCCGGUGGCUACAGAGGUGGCCAGCCAGUGGCCAGGCAAAGAGCAGGUGGUCAACGAUGUGCCAAAAGUCAUCAAGGAAUUACAAUUUGGUGUCUUGUCAGACCAGGACAUAAUCAACCAGUCUCAAGUCGAACUUGCAGACCGCCGACUAUUCGACUUGGACAAAGGUCGUUCAUACGCCGAGUAUGGCCCCCUCGAUAGGCGCAUGGGUGUUUCUGGCAAGAGAGAUAUCUGCGCAACCUGCGGAGAGCAAUUGCAGACAUGUAAUGGGCACUUUGGUCACGUUCGGCUUGUUCUGCCGAUCUUUCAUGUGGGAUACUUCAAGAAAGUGAUACAAAUAUUGCAGAGCAUUUGCAAGGACUGUUCCUGCAUCCUUUUGUCAGAAGUUGACCGACGAAAGUUCAUCAGUGCCUUGCGCAGAGCCCAGAACGACAGUCUAAGACAAGCCGCUAUCGUAAGAAAGGUUGCAGAUCAGUGUCGCAAGACCAAGACCUGCUUCGACUGUGGCGCCAUCAAUGGCUUGGUCCGAAAAGCCGGAACAUAUUCGUUGAAAAUCUCUCAUGACAGAUUCAAAUCCUAUAACUCGUCGACUGCUCAAAAGAAGGUGCCACCCCCAGAAAAGGUCGAGUACGAUGCCUCGUUCGACUACGCGAGACGAUCGAAUACCGAGCUCGAAAAGCAUAUCAAAAAGGCUAUGGAUGAUCUGAACCCAUUACGAGUGUUGAAACUGUUUAGACGCAUACGGCAGGCGGAUCGCGAACUCUUAGGUUUGCGGUCUGCGAAACCCGAGUCUUUCCUGUGGCUCUAUAUCCCGGCGCCGCCAGUCUGCAUUCGACCAUCAGUAGGACAAGACGCAGCCAGCACCGAAGACGACAUCACUGCCAAGCUGGGAGAUAUUGUCGCAGCAAAUGCUGCACUCAAGGAGGCUAUUGACAAGGGUGCACCUGUGCAGUCCGUCGUCGAACACUGGGAUUAUCUCUCGUUACAACUGGCUAUGUAUAUUAACAGUGACGUGCCGGGCCUUGCAAAAGGAGAGUUUGGAAAGCAGAUUCGCGGCUUUGUCCAGCGACUGAAGGGCAAACAAGGUCGAUUCCGAGGCAAUCUUUCUGGAAAGCGUGUGGACUUUUCUGGACGUACCGUCAUUUCACCAGAUCCCAAUCUCAACAUUGAUGAAGUCGCUGUGCCAGAACUGGUCGCAAAGAAUAUGACUUAUCCCGAGGUGGUCAAUGAGAUCAACAUUAAAAAGCUACGGGAGCGUGUUCGAAACGGCACCAAAGUGUGGCCCGGGGCCAAUUACGUCUGGAAGAAGGAUGGUGAUUUCCGCAUCUUCCUGAAAUUUGGUAAGCCAGAGCAUGUUGCCAAGGACUUGAAGGAAGGCGAUAUCGUGGAGCGUCACCUCGAAGACGGGGAUGUGGUACUCUUCAAUCGUCAGCCGUCUCUCCACAAGCUCAGUAUCCUGAGCCAUUUCGUCAAGGUCCGGCCGCAUCGUACCUUCCGACUCAACGAGUGUGUGUGCAAUCCCUACAAUGCCGACUUCGACGGAGACGAGAUGAACUUGCAUGUACCUCAAACAGAGGAAGCACGUACCGAAGCCAGACUGUUGAUGGGCGUCAAGCACAAUAUCGUCACGCCGAAAAACGGCGAGCCUAUCAUUUCUGCCAUCCAGGACUUUAUCACGGCUUCUUUCCUACUUAGCAGUCUGGAUCAGUUUUUCGACCGCAAAACAUUCGUCAACAUCUGCAUGGGUAUGUUGGAGCCCGAUGUUAAGUUUGAGCUUCCGCCACCCUCUAUCGUCAAGCCCGAGGCGCUCUGGACUGGCAAGCAGGUAUUCAGCGUGAUGAUGAGACCAAACAAGCAAUCGAAUGUCACUGUCAAUCUAGAUGCUGCAUGCCGAGACUACGACCAAUACCAUCCAGGCCUACAUCGAGAUCUUCAAGACGACAGUUUUCUGUGCAUUCGCAAUUCCGAAGUUCUGUGUGGCAGAAUGGACAAGGGAACAGUAGGGUCAGGAAAGAAGAACUCAGUGUUCUACAUACUCUAUCGUGACUUUGACGCCGAUGCUGCUGCACAAGGGAUGAACCGGCUGUCCAAGCUCUGUGCUCGAUGGCUUGGCAAUCAAGGCUUCACAGUCGGCAUCAGCGAUGUGACGCCUCCCGAGAAGCUUAUCAAGGAGAAGUUCGCUAUGAUUGACAAGAUCUUUGACGAAUGCAAAGGAUUUGUGAAAGCUUCCAAGGAGAAGAACUUGAAGAGAAAGGCAGGAAUGGAUGACGCAGCUUCACUUGAAGCCGAGCAAGUCCGAGUACUCAGUACCGUGCGAACAGAAAUCGCUAAGAGCCUGACGAAACAACUCAGCAAGAGAAAUUCGCCCAUGGUCAUGGCCAUCUCUGGCUCCAAAGGUUCCAACAUCAACGUCACGCAGAUGGCUGCUCUGCUCGGACAACAGGAUAUUGAGGGAAAGCGUGUCGCAGAUGGAUUCCAGGACCGUACAUUGCCUCAUUUUCCCAAGCAUCAAAGAUCGCCACCUUCGAAAGGGUUCGUCUCGAACAGUUUCUUCAGCGGUCUGCUACCAUACGAAUUCUUGUUUCACGCUGUCGGUGGCAGAGUUGGUUUGGUCGAUACGGCUGUCAAAACAGCUGAAACCGGGUACAUGUCAAGACGAUUGAUGAAAUCCCUUGAAGAUCUAUCCACCCAAUAUGACCACACUGUACGAAACUCAGCCUCGAACAUUGUACAAUUUCGCUUCGGUGACGACGAGCUUGACCCUGUCGACAUGGAGGCAACUGCCCAACCUGUCGACUUCGAGCGCACCUACACUCAUGUUGAGGCGACCACCUUUGACAUGACCGAGCCUGGUCUCAGCGACACGGACAUCUUCGCCGUCAUGGAGGAGAUUUUAGCCCCGGAACGGGAAAAAUGGACCCGCAGCGAUCCCAGUACUACUGAGCUUGGCUACGCCACAGACGAUGACAGACUUGUUGACCAAGAGGAAAGCAAUCGGGCUUUCUUACAAUCUAUUCAUGACUUCGUCAUGGGCAAAGCGCGCUCUUUCGAGCUCUCAAGAUCGCAAAAGAAAGCAUUUGCCAUACCUCCGGCCAGAAGCUCUAGCGCAGGCAAGAGAAAGGCAGAUGCCGAAGCCGACGAAGUGGGCGUCGACUCAUCUGCCACACCAGCACGACGAUCCGGGAGGAAGAGUGCAACUACCACGACGGCGCCGCCAAAAGGUGGCAAGAAACAAAAGAAUGUCUCAGACGACGAUCAGGCCCUAGCAAGAACCCAGGCCCCUCCAUCCACGAGUGAUCGGUUUGAAUUAACAUCCAAGCUCUCUGAGACGACUUUGCGAGAUUUCGUCGACCGUUGCCUGGAGAAAUAUAAAAAAGCCCAGGUCGAACCAGGCCACGCUGUUGGAGCCGUUGGUGCACAGUCAAUCGGCGAACCGGGUACUCAAAUGACGCUCAAGACUUUCCAUUUUGCCGGUGUUGCAGGUAUGAGUUUGACCGCCGGUGUGCCUCGUAUCAAGGAAAUCAUCAACGCAUCCAAGGACAUCAGCACUCCAUUGAUUACCUGUCGACUGGAGCGCAGGAGUGACCUUUCGAUCCCCGAGUCUUUUGGAAGAAUCGUCAAGGGUCGCAUUGAGAGUUUGUACCUGGAAGAUAUCACAGAGUACAUCAAGAUUGUCCACUCUCGGACCAAGCCGAGCUGCAUCGAACUCAAGAUUUCGACGGAUACCAUCAAUGACUUAGCUCUAGACAUCACGCUCCAGGAUGUCGGUGUUGCCAUCCAGAAACACCGCCAGUUGAAAGCGGCGCAGCUGCGCCUCCGUAUGACAGGCAAAGACAAGCUGAAGAUCUCGACUGACACUCCCAUCAAGUCUAUCAAGCGUGGCGCUGCGGCCAAGGCAGCCGAUGAGGAGGGCCAGAGCGAGCGGCUGGUUCGUCUUCAGACUCUUCGGCGUAUUCUGCCGGCUGUGCAUAUCCUUGGCCAUCCGCAGGCGACUAGAGCAGUGGUCAUGGCCGAAGACGAUCCCAAAUCCGAGGAGAUCAAGGCCCUACAGGCACACGCGAAGCGCAUCAAAGCAGAGAAAGACGCUGCCCAGGCUUCCAUGGUCUCUUCCACAGAACCCGAGGUCAAGGCUGAAGCCGACGGAUCGGCCAAAGUCAAAGUGAAGGAAGAAGAACCCGCACUUUCUGAUAUGCCCAAGCCCAAACCGGCAGACGGCAAGCCGGUCCAAAUGCACAAGGUCAUGGUCGAAGGUUACGGCUUGCGCUACUGCAUGAACACCGAGGGUGUAGAUGCGUACCACACCCAGACCAACUCUGUCGUCGAGACGUUGCAGGUGUUGGGUAUCGAAGCUGCACGCUCAAAGAUCAUCCUCGAAAUCCAGGAAGUCAUGAAGUCUCUAUCCAUUGAUCCACGACAUAUGGCUCUCCUUGCGGACGUGAUGACAUACAAGGGUGAGGUUCUUGGUAUUACGCGAUUUGGCCUAGCCAAGAUGCGUGAUAGUGUGCUUCAACUUGCCAGUUUUGAGAAGACGGCGGACCACGUCUUUGAUGCGGGUAUUGCUGGCAAGGUCGACAAGAUUGAGGGUGUCAGUGAGUCGGUCAUCGUGGGAAAGACUAUGAACAUCGGCACUGGAAGUGUGGAGGUGGUGAGAUAUUUGAACGUCGAUGGUAAGGAUAAGGGGAAGAGACCGACGGUGUUUGAAGAUGCUUGGAAUAAGACGUCUGGCAAAGAGCGCCGGAAGAAGCAAUGAGCUGCAGUCUGAUGUUCCAGCGCUUCAGAAGACGAAAACGAGUCACGAAAUAGAGCUACCUACAUAGCGAUGGUGCCAAAUAUUCACCACUGUUGAAAUGUGAUAUAUCACAUCUGAGUUCUUGAGAUUUUUGUUAGCAUUCCUUGAACACCGAAUUAUGUCCAGAUGGCCUUAGGAGCCUCUGACAUGGAGGGCCUUCAGGAC